AAAAAAAUUAAGUAAUUUUAAGUUUGUCUCAAUCGAAAAAUGGUUCGGAAGCCGUUUGAUCAUCACCCGAAGCAGAAGUUUAAGAAGGGUUUGUGGUCUCCCGAUGAAGAUCAAAGGCUGAGAAAUUAUGUGCUCAAAUACGGCCAUGGCUGCUGGAGUUCGGUUCCGACCAAUGCUGGUUUACAGAGGAAUGGAAAGAGCUGUAGAUUAAGGUGGAUUAAUUAUCUAAGGCCUGGAUUAAAGCGUGGGGCAUUUAGUUUAGAAGAGGAGGAGACAAUCCUGACCCUUCAUCAAAUUUUAGGCAACAAGUGGUCUCAGAUAGCACAGCAUUUACCUGGAAGAACAGAUAACGAGAUAAAAAACCACUGGCACUCUUACCUCAAGAAAAGAGGGCACCACGCCACAGUUAAAAAUGAAGUCCAGGUUAAAGUUGAAAAUGAAACCAUCAAUGGAGAACUAAUCCAAGUUCUAGAACAUUCACCUCCGUCGCUCGAGUUUGUUCCCCACAAUUCCGGCUUAGAAUCUUUUAAAAACCCAGAAUCGUUAAUAAACGACACAAACGAGCAGAAAACAAAUCAGUCGAGUGGACCAAAAUGCAAUUUACCCAAAGUUCUCUUUGCCGAGUGGCUUUCAGUCGACCAUUUUCCUGUCCACGACACAGGAAGCUUAAGUUCAGACAGCUCAGCUGACUUUAAACACACGAUCGAAAACAAUUCAAGUUCCGAAGAUUCUUGGAAUCUUCUCAACGAGCAACCUAACGGGGUCAUGGUUGAUGAUUAUGGGUUUCAAUUCUCAUCGUUCGGUUAUUUCUCUGAAAAUGCUGCAGUCGAUAAUUUUUCGGGACCUUUCAGCAUAAACUGUGAUGGCAUGUAUAUGUGAAUGAUGAUAAAUUGAGCAAGUUCAGGGAAGAAUAAUUUAUAAAUUUCAUUUUUAAUUUUUUUUUUAACUAUGAAAUUAGCAUAAAACGAGUGUCAUGUUAUUGUAGGUAAUAGUUAGUGGUUAUUCUUCCAUUGAAGUUGCUUUUCCUUUACUUGUCAGGCAUUUUCAGGAUCAGAUGACUGUUAUUAUGUAAUAAAUAAGUUCAUCAAUGAAAAUAUGUUCGUUC
Striga asiatica is the source of this 1105-nucleotide messenger RNA. The record is from the annotation of a GenBank genome assembly. Lineage: Eukaryota; Viridiplantae; Streptophyta; Magnoliopsida; Lamiales; Orobanchaceae.